AGGCGGGCGGGCGGGGGGUGGGGGAGAGACAGGAGAAAAAGCCGUAUAGGAAGAGAAGCACAACCGUGGGUGCCCGCCGCAACGAUGAACGGUUCGCCACGCUCGCGACAACCGCAGAUAAGCCAUCGGACUAUGUCCUGAAUAGCGGUUUACAUAGCUGGGAUUGUGCACCGAUCAUACAGGGGUAAAAUAUGUCCGCCUCGGUGGGGCCCCGCGGCGGCCCUCGCCCACCCACAGCGCAGAGCUCCAUGCCCGAUCUACCGGACCUCAGUCACCUCACCGAGGAGGAGAGGAAAAUUAUCAUGGCUGUAAUGGUUCGGCAGAAGGAGGAAGAGGCAAAGGAUGAGGCCAUACUCAAAGAGGAGAAACCCAUACAAGCAAAAACGGUGAACCUGGUCGGAAACAAGAAACCACCUCAGCAGAACGACAUCAGUUUGCACCAGCAGUUUGCCAACUACAAGGAGCAGGUGAGGCGGAUUGGGCCAGAGCCCCCCCAACAGAGGCAGCAGGGCCAACACAAGGAUGACGCCCCCACCUGUGGCAUCUGCCACAAGACCAAGUUUGCUGAUGGCUGCGGAAACCUGUGCUCCUACUGCCAGACUAAGUUCUGUGCCCGGUGCGGAGGAAGGGUCUCUCUGCGUUCCAAUAACAAAGUGGACAAAGUGGUAAUGUGGGUAUGUAACAAGUGCCGAAGGCAACAGGAUAUGCUCACUAAAUCAGGAGAGUGGUUUCCCAGCCAUGGGCCCAAGGCUGGAGAGCUUGGGUCAGCAGUGAGUGAACCGGCCAUGUGUGGAGAUCCCGUUGGGGAGAAGAAGGUGCGCUCUAGGUCUCAGAACCCUCUCGACUCCUCCGUUUCCACUGCCCAUGACACCCAGCCACAUGCCCCGACAGACCCCAGAAAAGGCCCUUCCACAGGGCCAGCUGACACGCCGUCAUCGCGCUCACGCAGUGAGCCUCCACAAGAAAGAAAAAAGCCACCAGCAGCCUCUGAUCAGAAUGGCAAGCUAGGGCCAAGAGGUGAGAGGCGGCGAGGCCUAUCCAAAAUCCACUCUGAAGAGCGAGAUACUGGAGAAAAUCGGAGAGAAAGUCGAAGACUGAUGAAGACUCGCUCUCAGGAGCAUGACAGUCCUGAGACCAGGAGGACUGAGGCGGAGCAGAAACCACCCAGGGAACAGUGCAGGACUGACCCAAAUGCUCCUCAUCAUCCGGCCAAACUCCAGCCGGCGGAGCCUGAUGGACGUAUGCAUCCUAAGCCGAGGGAGGCAGGGGAGAUGGUGCAGGACAACAGAGGUGCACGGAGAUGGGCAGAUGGGCGGCAGGCCUCGCUGGAGGGCCAGCAGCAGGCCUACGCCCCAGAGAGGACCGCGGGGGGUACAGGUUUGCAGAGUGCGCCUGUUGUGCAGGGUCCUCCUCCUAAAACGAACCACACCCCACAGCCGCCCGCUCCGGGGUUCAGGGUGGGCCCUGCCAUGCCCGCAGGCCCACCUGAGCUCAGGGAGCCUCAGGAAUGGGACAGGAAGUUGCAGCCGAGCCACCUGGACCCCGGCUCGGCUGCGCUAUUGCGCAAAUCGAAACGACAAAAAGCUGAGAGCAUGCUGCGCAAUGAUUCGCUCAGCUCUGACCAAUCUGAAUCUUUACGACCACCCCCACCCCGCCCCUACAAGAGCAAACGGGGAGGAAACAAGAGGCAGAUGUCUGUCAGCAGCUCGGAGGAAGAGGCCGGUUCGACACCGGAAUACACCAGUUGUGAAGAUGUGGAGAUUGAGAGCGUCAGUGAGAGAGGGGACUGGGAGUGCUGUCCGCUGGACCCCACUGCGUGGCAUCAUCCGGUUACAUGGCAGCCCUCCAAGGAAGGUGAUCAUUUAAUUGGCCGAAUCACUUUGAGCAAGCGAACAGCCAUGCCAAAAGAGGCUGGGGCUCUGCUAGGGCUAAAGGUGGUCGGGGGGAAGAUUACAGAAACUGGGAGACUUGGGGCCUUCAUCACCAAAGUCAAGAAAGGUAGUUUAGCUGAUGUGGUGGGUCAUCUACGGGCCGGUGAUGAGGUGCUUCAGUGGAAUGGUAAAUCAUUACCUGGAUUAACGAAGAAAGAAGUUUACAAUAUCAUCUUGAAUUCCCAAACACAACCACAAGUUGAGUUAGUAGUAUCAAGGCCAAUAGGUGAUAUACCACGAAUACCAGAAACAUCACACCCUCCAUUAGAAUCUACAGGUUCAAGUUCCUUCGAAUCACAGAAGAUGGAAAGACCCUCUAUAUCUGUCUUGUCCCCAUCCAGCCCAAGUGGUCUUAGAGAUGCCCCUCAGCUACUGCCUGGACAGCUGUCGGUGAAAAUGUGGUACGAUAAGGUCGGCCAUCAGCUGAUAGUGAACGUAUUGCAGGCUAUAGACCUGCCACCCAGAUCAGAUGGACGACCCAGAAACCCCUAUGUCAAAAUGUACUUCCUGCCCGAUAGAAGCGAUAAGAGCAAGAGAAGGACGAAGACGGUAAAGAAAAGUCUGGAGCCCAAGUGGAACCAGACAUUUGUGUACUCUCAUGUCCAUCGCCGGGAUUUCAGAGAACACAUGCUGGAGAUGACUGUAUGGGACCAACCCAGAAUACAAGAUGAGGAGAGUGACUUUCUGGGAGAAAUCCUAAUCGAGCUGGAGACUGCCCUGCUGGAUGACAAGCCUCAUUGGUACAAGCUGCAGACACAUGACGUCUCUUCCAUUCCACUGCCGCACCCUUCGCCAUACCUGCCCCGCAGACAAGGACACACAGAAACACCCACCAAAAAGCUGCAGCCUACAGAAAACCGAUCAAGAGAAAGAGAACGGGACAGGGAAAGAGAACGGGACAGAGACCGAGACCGAGACCGAGCAACGACAUUAGAGGUUCCAGACCAAAUCAGGCCAACUCAGUAUCGCUCACGGUCUGUGUCCCCACACAGAGACGAAGAGAGCAGGGGACGGUCCCGCCCAGCCAACGUCCCUGCACAGAGGAGUCUGGAUGAGGUCCAGCACAGCCGGCGAUCCCGUUCCCCAACACGCUACCACGAUCGUGCCCGUGUGCAAGAGCGGGAUUACGUAGAUGACAGUGAGGUCAUCUUGAUACACAGAUCAAUGCGGGGUAGAAGCGCAGAGUGUCUGCACACCCAAAGCGUUGGCAGGAGUUCAUCUAAGUACAGUAGCACUCUGCCUCCCAAGAUGCCUUUAUUAGUCAAUGGAAUUCAUAAGGAUAUUUACAGCUUAACACUUCCUGCAUGCCUUAAGUCAAAGUCACGGCUGUCUGUAGUCACUGCCACUCAACGUACAAUCACACGUCGAGUUCUUAGUUUCACAGACAAGAUCACCAUUAGUGAUCUACAGCCCUCUCUUGACAGGGUUAGAAGUGCUAGUACCAACUGUCUGAGACCAGGUUCUAAUUCCAAUUCACCUGAACGAGACAGGAGCACCCAGUCUCUGCCCCGUACCAGACCCACGAGCCCCAGGAUCCUUAUUCAGCAUGCCUCCCCAGAAGACGACAGCUGGGUUUUGGAGGCUAUGUUCCCCGCUCAGGAGACAGUACACCACCUCAGUGCAAAGCCAGUCGCACAGAGUUGCAGGCAGUCGAGAACUCUGGACAAGCCUAGCUGUCAGAAACUUGGCAAGAAAAUAUCUGACAGCGAGCGGGUGCAGCCACACUCCAGCUCUGCAUUUUCCUCAUCAACAGUGGCCUCUUCUUCGGCACGCAAGGUCAGACAGCUUCCCCAAGUCCCCGCCAAAAGCAGCAGUGUAGAGCAAGCUCUUGCUUCAGAGGAGCGAACGCGGCAAAUGAAAGUACGUACCUUCCGAACACCAGCUCCCUCCAGUACUAGCCAGGAUCUGGAGAGGACGCUCAAGAAUAAAAGAGAGCUUUAUAAGGAGCAGCGACGGAGCUGUGACAACGUGUCCCAUAAGUCCUCAGACAGUGAUGUCAGUGACGUGUCAGCCAUCUCUCGCGCCAGCAGUGCCUCGCGGAUCAGUAGCACCAGCUACAUGUCCAUUCAAUCAGAACGACCCAGGGGUCGCAUUAGCCAUCAUAUUCGUCCAUCCAGCCGCAGCAUGCUGAAGAGUACGAGCGUUAGUGGGGAAAUCUACACUCUGGAGCGUACGGAUGGCAGUCAGUCAGACACCGCUCUGGGAACACUGGGAUCAGGAGGGAAAAAGCGCAGAUCCAGCCUUAGUGCACGUGUAGUCGCCAUCGUGGGCAUUCCCUCCCGCCGCAGCAGGAGCACCUCUCAGCUCAGUCAGACAGAAGCAGGCAACAAGAAAGCAAAGGGGUCCAGUCAAAUCCAGCGCAGUCAGGAGACGGGAAUGGCAGUGGAGUAUCCCCGCAACGCCAUGGCCCGCCAAGCCAGCCGAGAGUCCACUGAUGGCAGCAUGAACAGUUACAGCUCUGAGGGCAAUCUGAUCUUCUCAGGGAUGAGGUUAGGGGCUGACAGCCAGUUCAGUGACUUCCUAGAUGGUCUUGGCCCUGCUCAGUUGGUGGGUAGACAAACACUUGCCACGCCUUCUAUGGGAGAUGUUCAGAUUGGACUUAUGGACAAGAAAGGGCAUCUGGAAGUGGAGGUUAUCAGGGCCCGUGGUCUUACACCUAAACCAGGUUCCAAAUCGCUGCCGGCUCCCUAUGUCAAGGUCUAUUUGCUGGAAAACGGAGCGUGCAAAGCCAAAAAGAAAACCAAGAUUGCACGAAAAACGCUUGAUCCCUUGUAUCAGCAAUCGCUGCUGUUUGAGGAAAGUCCGCAGGGUAAAGUUCUCCAGGUAAUAGUCUGGGGAGAUUACGGCCGCAUGGACCACAAAUGUUUCAUGGGAGUCGCCCAGAUUCUUUUAGAGGAGCUGGAUCUUUCUAGCACAGUGAUCGGUUGGUACAAACUGUUUCCCCCUUCGUCAUUGGUCGACCCGACGUUAGCUCCUCUCACUCGUCGCGCUUCCCAAACCUCGCUGGACUCUUCAGGGCCGCCGGGCAUCAGGUCCUAGUGAACGGACAGGAAACGCACGACCCAGUGGACCAAGGACCCGAGGCAACAAUCAGAACCAGAGCGGCAGAUAAAGAGACAGAUGGACAGAAUCAUGAUCAAAGCUUUGCUGAAGCCUGACAAUCACUUCUCUCUUUUACUUUUGAUCUUUGGGUUGUAGAGAUUUCCUUUGAUCCACUCUGCUCCUUUACUGCAUGUUUUGUUGCUGAGAUGACAAUUCGACCCGAAUAAAAAAAAAAGAGAAGGAAGGGAGAGGCAGCCGAAGCGUCUGACAGGAAGCGGAGCCCACAGUGGCGCCGGUAGCCUAGAUUGCUCUGGUCAGUCAGCGCAUUUAUUUUCUCACGUGUUGGCGAGAGUGAGAGGACAGCACUGCCCCUCCUCUAUAUUGCACUUUCAGGAAGUCCCUCUGCUGAAAGACCACAGGUCGAGGGUUAAAGGUCAAGAUUUAGUCUUCUCAGAGAGUUUCCUCUCUGCAUCACGGAUGCUGCAUCCGAGGCCCCGCUGUGUGCCGGUCCGGCACGAACUCAGACUCAGAUUGUGUGACUGUGGCGUGUGUGUGUGUGCGUGCAAGAGUGUGCGUUUGUGUUUAAGAAGGCAGGGAGACGCCUGAGAACCUUUUAAGUCUGUUUACAGCAGUCGCCACCGACUGCUUUGCCUUUUCACGUUAAUGUUGAUUUGGUAAAUAGGCACACUUUGUAGAAUGUGAAAACAUGCUUCGUGUUUUCUGACAUUUGUGUCAUAUGAGCUCCACGGAAGACACAAAACCACUUGUAUUCGAUUCACUGGGACUGUAAGAAGCUGCCACUAUCAUUUAACAGGAAACAUUAGCUCACUAACACGUUCGAUUUCCAGGUUUCACGCAAUCACAAAUCAUAUCUUACAGGUAUUUCCGAGCACUUUUAAUUCUAUUCCGUUUGGUGAAGGACCUGUACAUACCGAUAUUAGAAUUUCUACCCGACUAGAGUUUACAUUAUUUUAAUGCAAGCACAAAUGCUUGAUUUUUGAACAAAAAAGAGAAAAAGUUCAAGCUUUUGGGGAUUAAAAGUAAUACAAAAAAAGAGGCCAAAAUCGGAAGCUUCCUAUUUUUAGCAGUUUGUCAUCAGUUUAGUUGAUUAUAAAACCAAUCUCACAGAUCCCCCCUGAGCAUUUUGAAUGUGACAGUGAGACGUUCCAACAAGGGGAACAGAUGCCACCAACGAGGGGAACAGCAUGAAUCUGGAACUGUUCCAAGUUGCAUGCACAUUUUGUAAAACAAGACAGAUGAGAAAAAAAAGAGACUACAAUAAGUGUGUGUUAGUUCCACAAACUGUAGGCCAGCUUGUAUGUUGCAUGUACUUGUACAGUUUGCUUGUACUUGAUAUAAAUAGAUUAUCAAAUAAAACGAAGCCAUUCAUUCCAUGUGUGGGCAUUUGGCCGGGUUCAGCCAUACACACAGGCCUUAUUUUGGGGCUGAAUGUCUAUAAGAAUUUUUGAAUUGUUUGAUUUCCUUUUCUUUUUCUUUUAACCCUGGAUGGAUAAAUAAGUGCUGUACUGUAGUACUGAGCAAACACAAGGCCCUAUUUUAUUGAAGAUGUUGGUGUUCACUGUAGUCUGUACUACUGUGGGGCUAAAACUAAGGUAGAUAAUCUGUAUAAAAACUAGAGCUAUCUGUAUAUGGAAUAUAAUUAUGAAAAUCACAAUGACUUAGAGAUAUAUCGAUAUUGAAACAGAGUGUAUCAAGUAAACAUCACUUACGUACAUGCAUAUAUUGUAAAUAUGAGUCUGCAAAGAAGUUUACUUAUAUUUACAAAGCGGCCCCAUUCAAGUUAAUGGAUCAGUGCUCUGUCUCUUGGUUCUGCUGAGCGGAAGAAGGGAUGCCUCCAAAGUUUUAUUUUAGUGAUGCCCAAUCUGACGAGAGAAAUUUGGACCUCUAUUGAUCUGUUGCGUUACCAUAAAUGCUCACGAAUCCUCAUUUCAAUGAGAAGUUUACUUUAUAUGCCUGGUUACGGCAGACUUAUUUACUUUGUCAGUAUUAUUCAAGGAUACUGAUUGUUUACAGUUCGUGUGUUCCACUGAAACAAAAUUGAAAGUAUUCACUGCAACAUUUCUUGUUUGUACAGCAGACGUGGCUCAAAUAAUGUGUAUGUUUUAUAUUCAAGAGUUCAUUUUUAUUAUUUACAAAUAAAAGACUGUGUGGAAGAAAA
Messenger RNA from Onychostoma macrolepis, 7152 nucleotides. RefSeq names its product regulating synaptic membrane exocytosis protein 1-like. The transcript has 33 exons. Gene Ontology annotation, molecular function: transmembrane transporter binding; small GTPase binding. Gene Ontology annotation, biological process: calcium ion-regulated exocytosis of neurotransmitter; regulation of synaptic plasticity; regulation of membrane potential. Gene Ontology annotation, cellular component: presynaptic membrane; cytoskeleton of presynaptic active zone. The coding region runs from base 192 to 4970 and encodes 1592 amino acids. The record is from RefSeq and is a predicted model, not a curated record. NCBI's taxonomy places the organism in Eukaryota, Metazoa, Chordata, Actinopteri, Cypriniformes, Cyprinidae.